Megachile rotundata (alfalfa leafcutting bee) is the source of this 4539-nucleotide messenger RNA. RefSeq names its product ATP-binding cassette subfamily G member 4. The record is from RefSeq and is a predicted model, not a curated record. Gene Ontology annotation, biological process: transmembrane transport. Lineage: Eukaryota; Metazoa; Arthropoda; Insecta; Hymenoptera; Megachilidae. Gene Ontology annotation, cellular component: plasma membrane. Gene Ontology annotation, molecular function: ABC-type transporter activity; ATP binding; ATP hydrolysis activity.
AUUACUGAAAUAGCAAUUACCAAAGGCUAUACAACUAAAAAGCUCGAGUCGUUUUAAGCUCGGACAUUAAUCGCGUUAACCCUCUCUUCGUUCCGACUAUCAUCUUCCUUUGUCGCGUCCUUAAAAGCCAGACGAAGCGAAGGGAAAAGAGAGCAUCGUAGAGUGAACGAGCUAAAAGUAAAGUGAGAAAGAGAGAACGAUAACUGUGGAAAGCAACGACGGUCAAUGGUGAUGGCCGCGGUGCAGGCAAAUGGUAGAGCCAACCAGUCCGUCUCGAGACACCGUGGUUCGAGCAUCGUCGUGGAAUAAUCGACCGUGUGUGCCGUCCUCGAUUCUCCGUUUACGUUUUCGAUAGUUCGUUGCACCAAGUAGUCGUGCGGAAAUUAUACGCGUACAGGUGUCUAGCCUUGAAACGUCGAAAAAAGCAGCGUAUUUAUCGAGGACGCGAAGAGCUCGAAAGUCGAGAUGCGCUUGGUUCUGUCUCGGGGAUAAGAAUUACUGUAGUUGUUGUUUCAAAAGAGGCAUGAUCACUGCUUUUUGAUCGGACUCUUUGCACGCGUCGCUGCUUGCCUGCAAUGCAAUGAGAGAGAUCGUACAUUUAUCUGGUAACCAGGCCGCGGCACUGCGAAAAGACCGGUUUGUUUGAACGAAAAAUCAACCGAGGAAGAAAAAAGAGAAACAAGGCUACUUAAUACCUGUAUACCUAGAUUAAGCUCGAAUAAAGACAGACAAAUUUUGAGGGGAUAAUACAAGAAUACAACAUGAAGCUUGAAGGAAAUUGUUCGCACGAGGAUAAUAGCAAUGAGAUUUUAUUUGAACCUAGGAAAAGUUCAGCGGUACGGUUGCAGAUCAUACCGGCGCAACCGAAAACCAUCACUCACCUACCAAAAAGGCCGCCAGUUGACCUGGCAUUUACUGACUUGACGUACAAAGUACGAGAAGGCCGCAGAAACAAUGUGAAGACAAUCCUGAAAUCUGUCAGUGGAAGGCUUCGGUCUGGAGAACUGACGGCUAUUAUGGGACCUUCCGGUGCAGGAAAGUCGACUCUUUUAAACAUCCUGACCGGAUACAAAUCAUGGGGCGUGGAGGGAAGUAUCACGAUGAACGGGCACGAGAGGAAUCUAAGUGCUUUUAGAAAGCUAUCUUGCUACAUCAUGCAAGAUAAUCAACUCCAUGCGAAUUUAACUGUGGCCGAAGCUAUGAAAGUCGCUUCGAACCUUAAACUUGGAUCGCACGUCAGCAAGGCAGAAAAAGAGGAAGUGAUUCAGGAAAUCCUUGAAACGCUCGGCUUAUCCGAACAUCGUCGAACAAUGACCUCGAACUUGAGCGGAGGUCAAAAGAAGAGGCUUUCCAUUGCUCUCGAAUUGGUCAACAAUCCUCCUAUAAUGUUCUUCGACGAACCUACCAGCGGCCUGGACUCGUCGUCUUGCUUCCAAUGCAUCUCGUUGUUGAAGACCUUGGCUCGAGGAGGGAGAACAAUAAUAUGCACCAUUCAUCAGCCUAGUGCCAGAUUGUUUGAAAUGUUCGAUGCUUUGUAUACAUUGGCAGAGGGACAAUGCGUUUAUCAAGGUUCCACUUCGCAGCUAGUGCCUUUCCUCAGAAAUAUCGGACUCAAUUGCCCCAGUUAUCACAAUCCUGCCUCUUUCAUAAUCGAGGUGUCCUGCGGAGAGUACGGAGACAACAUCAAGAAUCUGGUGAAUGCAAUCAAGAAUGGAAAAUACGAUAUUCGAGAAGGAUAUCCUUUCCCGGAUAAUAAAUCAGAAGGAUUGAAUAACGCGACGAGCGAGUUGCUUCAAAAAGGUGCGAGCAGCGAAGAGAGUGCUGAAACGAAAGACAAGAAUGACGUUAGUAAUCUGGAGGAAAAGUUUCAAGAGGACAAAACAAAAGAAAUAACUAAUAAAGGGAUUAUUCCGAGUUACGCCACGAAUGAUAUUACAAAACAAGCCGAAAUCGUAAUAUCCAUGGAUAUGGAAAAGAAAGACAACGCUGAUGUAGCCUUGCUCGACGAAUCGAUCGUAGUUACACCUGAGAGAUAUCCUACUUCGGAGUGCCAACAGUUCUGGAUCGUUUUGAAGAGAACAUUGCUUUUCAGCCGUAGAGAUUGGACACUUAUGUAUCUUCGACUUUUUGCUCACGUCUUGGUAGGACUAUUAAUCGGAGCAUUGUAUUAUGACAUUGGAAAUGAUGGUGCUAAGGUGCUUAGCAAUCUUGGAUUCCUCUUCUUCAACAUGCUGUUUCUUAUGUACACAUCCAUGACUAUCACGAUAUUGUCUUUUCCACUAGAGUUGCCGGUACUCUUGAAAGAAAACUUUAAUAGAUGGUAUUCUCUGAAGGCUUACUAUCUAGCUAUUACCGUGUCGGAUAUACCAUUCCAGGCGGUAUUCUGCGUAAUUUAUGUAACGAUCGUAUACUUCUUGACCAGUCAGCCAACGGAUAUGAUGCGAUUUAGUAUGUUUAUGGGAACAUGUUUAUUGAUUUCGUUCGUCGCACAAUCGGUUGGAUUGGUGGUUGGAGCAGCUAUGAACGUACAGAAUGGUGUAUUUUUGGCACCGGUUAUGUCUGUACCGUUCUUACUAUUCUCAGGAUUUUUCGUUAGCUUCGACGCUAUUCCUGUGUAUCUCAGAUGGAUCACGUAUCUGAGUUACAUCAGAUACGGUUUCGAGGGGACCGCGUUGGCUACGUACUCGUUUGGUCGAGAAAAACUCAAGUGUUUUCAGAUUUACUGCCAUUUUAAAAAUCCUGAGACAACUUUGGAGGAGCUGGACAUGCUCGAUGCUGAUUUUACGCUCGAUAUUCUUGCCCUGCUCCUUAUAUUCGUUGUUCUUCGAAUCGUUGCCUAUCUAUUCCUUCGUUGGAAACUGAAGACUGCGCGAUAGAGAUCACUAUUUGUAUUGAUAUAGUCCAGAAAAAAAAAACACUUUUUUAUAAUGGAACACUCGAGAACGCGAUAAUGCAUUUCAUUAACAUCGUCGCUCAAGCGAAGCACGUAAUUAAUACGUUGUGUGGGCAGGAGUAUUACUAACUACCAGCAUUACGAAUUUAGAUUAGUCCAACAAUUGAAAAAAUGCAAGAGGUACCAGAGCAUCGGAUUAAGAAAUUCAAUCAAAUUAUCUGUUUCUAGAUAUGGUUAGAUUUACCGUACAAAUCAACGUGUUAAUUUCGUUCAUCUUCGAAGUCGAAGUGCCACCGAUAUUUCACAUAAGCGAUUUCGAAUCAUCGCGAGAAAUUUAAUAUUUCGAAAAAAUCAAAUGUUACGCGUAUAAUUUAUGCCUGUACAUCGAAUUUGUACGAUCUAGGCUAAUAUAAUUUAUUCAAUCAUUAGAUUUAUCACAACGAAAUAACUAACAUAAUUGACUAACGACGUUUUUAUUCAGGGUACCUUUUCGUCUCUUUAAUUACGUGGUAGCACAACUUUUAAAAAUCGUAAGUACACACAGAAUGUGUAUAAUCUUUGCUUUUCAGAGGGACAGUUAACGCGUUGGUUGUCAUAGGGGUUAGAGAUGCCCGAUGAUAAUUACUAAAAUUAAUAACAGUAAUUUAAUAACAUUAGGAAUUCAAAAUAGAAAAUUAAAGUUUGAAAAAGUAAAAAAUUUACAUGUUUAAUGAUCUAUAUUUUGUUCGUACUAUGCCAGUCAGCGCGUUAAGAAAGGGGAUGGAAUCAAUUAUUCCAGAAUUUGCAAAUUUAUGACUUGAAAGGAGUAAGAGGCCUUAAAUGAUAACAAUUUGUGAGCGAUCACAUGUUUUAUCCACCUAUGGCUGUGAGUUUGACGAUGUAGACAAGUUACAGAAAAGCGAAAAGUGGGUUGUUAAGUUAAAGCGAUACGUUAUUUUCUUAUUGAUUAAGAACAACGUUGGAAAUAACGAUUAUCUUGCCAGGUUUACUCAGUGUAUCGCAUAGUAAGUUUUUAAAAAGCAUCAUAAAAUAACAUUUAUCAAUUUCAUAUCGUCGCAUACACGGGGACUUAUAUACUUUAUAGAGAAUCGACUAAAAAUCAUUACAUUUAUCGUAACUCUUUCAAUUAACAUGUCUCUUAUAAAUAAAGUGUGUAUUAUAUUUUACGAUUUAUAUAUAUUUUAAGCGGAUUUACUUUCAUGAAACUAUAAAUCGCAUUGAAAAGGUACGGGUAGAGAUAGUGUGUAAAAGAAAGCUUUAAAAUUUCAACAACUUAUCGUCGAUUUACGAUCGUUUCUUUAAAUUUUAAUCAUUGUUAGGAAUAUAAUAUUCGAGAAAUCAAAAAAAAAAAGAGGAAACGGAUGUGUUUUAUCGCGUCUUAUCUUAAAGGUAUUCAUUGACUUGACAAAUGUACUUUAACGGGAAAACCUUUGUAUCUAUUUACACAAAUGGUAUAAAUUAUACAUGUUUAUAUUUAAAACGUUAGCGUGAUCGAUUACGAUCAGUCUACAUACAUGCAUAUAUGUAUACUUUUGUAAAAUAAUAUCGUGCAUGUAAAUGCACGCGCUUAUGCUGAAUUAGCAUAAUCUUCGUUGUAUUUUAUAUAGCGUAUGUUUAUUACGAAUAAAAGAAUAUGCUUUUCGUAA